AUGGCACACGUACAAUUGGGAGGUACUAGAUGGGAAGUGCCACUAGGAAGAAGGGAUGCGAGGACUGCAAAUAGAAACGAAGCAGAUAAUCUACCAUCUCCAUUCUCAGAUCUUCAAGUUCUCAUAAAGAAUUUUACUGAUAAAGGAUUUACGGCUAAAGAAAUGGUAGUUCUAUCAGGAGCUCAUUCUGUUGGUGUGGCACGCUGUUCAUUAUUUCGCAACCAUUUGUACAACGGAACAAAUGUUGAACUAACUGCUGCAAAUGACAGAAAAUCUAAAUGUCCUUCCGCUGGCGGAGACGAUAAUUUAUCUAAUUUGGAUCAUCAAAGUCCAAACCGUUUCGGUAACAAUUAUUAUCAAGCACUUAUUAAGAGGAGGGGUUUGAUGCAUUCUGAUCAAGAACUUUUUAAUGGUGGUUCUACUGAUGAUUUCGUGAAGACAUACAGUCAGGAUUCUCAAGCUUUCUUUGCCGACUUCGGGAAUGCAAUGAUUAAAUUGGGUAACUUGAAUACUCUUACACGAAAGAAAGCCGACUUCGGGAAUGCAAUGAUUAAAUUGGGUAACUUGAAUACUCUUACACGAAACAAGGGUGAGAUCAGAACAAAUUGUAGAAAAAUAAACUAA
Molecule: messenger RNA, 624 nt
Organism: Papaver somniferum (opium poppy)
Lineage: Eukaryota; Viridiplantae; Streptophyta; Magnoliopsida; Ranunculales; Papaveraceae
Product: peroxidase-like
Exons: 1
Coding region: 1-624 (207 amino acids)
Biological process (GO): response to oxidative stress
Molecular function (GO): heme binding; peroxidase activity
Source: RefSeq, a predicted model, not a curated record